AUGGAUGAGGUGCGCCAGCAACUGGCGGUAGCAAAUGCGCAGCAGCUGCUACAGAAAAUGACCGAUAAAUGCUUUAACAAGUGCAUAACAAAACCGGGAAGUGAUCUAUCAGGGUCUGAUCGUGCGUGUCUAGCUAAGUGCAUGGACAGGUACUUGGAAUCGUGGAAUGUCAUCUCUAAGGCCUACGCGACCCGUGUCCAGAAGGAUGCCGAGUCUGGAGGACACCAUCACUCGCCUUCUGAGAAGUCUCACCAUCUUGGGAGCGUACACACCGCCGACCGUGGUUUAUUAGUUGUAGCUCAGACCGACAGCAGGAGUUUGUAA
Messenger RNA from Sphaeroforma arctica JP610, 324 nucleotides. RefSeq lists its product as hypothetical. The coding region runs from base 1 to 324 and encodes 107 amino acids. The record is from RefSeq and is a predicted model, not a curated record. The transcript is spliced from 3 exons. Lineage: Eukaryota; Ichthyosporea; Ichthyophonida.